Molecule: messenger RNA, 834 nt
Organism: Arachis ipaensis
Lineage: Eukaryota; Viridiplantae; Streptophyta; Magnoliopsida; Fabales; Fabaceae
Source: RefSeq, a predicted model, not a curated record
GUUUGGGUGAGUGUUGUUUCUACUUUUUACAAUUUUAAAGUAAAAAAUGAAAUAUUUUCCACCUAAAAAAAAAUGUUAAAGCUUUAAGAUCUCAGAAACACACAGAGAGACACAGAAACAGAGAGGAGUCAGGUGAGGAUGAUGGUGCAGUUGGUGUUAUUGUACAAAGCCCCACUCCUUCACGCUUCGCUCUCCCUCUUCCUCGCGUUCUUCAUCGCAUUCUUCAGGCUCCCAAUUCUCUUCCUCUACGCUCUCCAAACCUACAUCCACCCCGAUGCCCAACCCUCCACCUCCAACGGCCUUCGUGCUGCCAUUCGCCGCCCUAGCGCCCCCGAAGGCCCUGCUCCCGACCUCAGAAAGCGGCCCAAGAAUAAGGACAAGCUCGAUUUCGAUGAGAAGAAUGCCCAGAUCUUCAGGCUCAGGCUCGACCAUGCUCACCUUCAAUCCCGCCUCUACAUCGAUCAAUACUGUGUUGCGUUCACCGUCUCCUUCGUUACCCUCUCUUCCCUCUUCCUUCACUCUUACUUGGGUUCCGAUACCAAUUCUGGCUUCUUCGUGAGUGGUGCUUUCGUUCCGAUUCUGUUGUCAAGUUUGAGCCUUUACAUGUGGGUCAUGAUGCUUGCGAGGCUCACUUUCGAGAGAUCCGCGUCCAGGAGAUCCGAGAAGCAGCUCAGUGUUCUUUUUGGUGUUUUCGGGAUUUUUGUGGGGAUUUUGGGUUUGGAUCACACCUCUUCGUUGCUUUUAGACCUCCAUUUUGCUGGUCUUGAUGGGUUCUGGAAGGUUCUCCUUGCUGCAUUCAUGGGAUUCCUUUCAUUGGUGUUGUUCAUUCCUGCU